This is a messenger RNA of Drosophila pseudoobscura, 2824 nucleotides long. RefSeq names its product beaten path IV (gene beat-IV). NCBI's taxonomy places the organism in Eukaryota, Metazoa, Arthropoda, Insecta, Diptera, Drosophilidae. Bases 402 to 1736 code for a protein of 444 amino acids. The record is from RefSeq and is a predicted model, not a curated record. The transcript is spliced from 6 exons.
CACAAGUGGAACAAAGCCGAUUUUAAUGAGCUCGUGGCAGUGGCAACACAUGAGCCCAGCACUUGUCCCUGCCAGCCAACUAUAAAUGGCAACAGGCUGGAGGUUUAUGCGAAAAGUUGCAGAAAGUAAUAAGCCAACAAAACACAGCACAAGCCAAGGCAAAUCCAAGGAACAAUAAAGAAGAGCCAUCAAAAGACCAAAAGAAACUAACCGAAGAAAAACGCUUAAAUCAGCAAAACGAAAACUCUGGAAGGCAGGGGAAAGUUUUCCCGGGACGCAACGUAACAGGAUUCCAUUUCCUGAACACAGCAAUCCUCAUCAUCGGCUGCUUGGUCCUUCUUUUGCAAAGGAUUACUUGUACCCGCACUCGUACUCGUACUCGUAUAUAUUAUGCUGCAAACAUGAAAUACCCAAACGAUACACGAAUCAUUGUGCUCAUUUGCUGUUUGCUGCAAGGUCUGGCCGUGGGCCUGCGCAUGAUCAAGGUCUCCAUUCCUGCCUACAAGCUGCGGGGCGAGUCCGCCUUCCUCGAGUGCCAGUACGAGCUGAACCGCACCCACCACCUGGGCCUCGGUGGCCAUGGCCUGCAAACCCACUCGGAUCACAGCUACGGCCGCAACCACGACCGACCGUCUCACGCCGGAGACUUCCACUACCCGGAUGGGGCGGAGUCGGUGGACGAUGAACGACCGCCACAUCGUGGUCGGAUGCACCAGGGCCAGCGACAGCAUGGACAGCGCCAGCGUCAGCGUGACCGUGAGCCGAUCGCCAUGGGACAGUACCGCAACCCGCCGCCACUGACGCCGCCAGAGAAGUCUCCCUAUGGCCACAGCGUGUAUCGCGGGAGUGCCGCCUCCGGGUACCUGGGCGCCCAUGUAGGCGCCAGCACCCACAGCGGCGGCAGCAUCAGUACCAACGGGGGCUCCAUGGGCUACAUGCCGGAAUUCGACCGAACGGACAGCUUCGGAGACAGCGCCGAGGAGGAGGAUGAGGACGAGGAGGAGCAGGCCGAGGAGGGCGAGGCCCUAUACGCCAUCAAGUGGUACAAGGACAACGAGGAGUUCUAUCGCUAUGUGCCAAAGGCCCGACCCCCCAAGACCAGCUACCGCGUGGAUGGAGUCCGUGUCAUUGAGGAGCUCUCCGAUGCCAGCCGCGUGCUGCUGCGAGGCCUCACCCUCAACUCCACCGGCCUCUACCGAUGCGAGGUCUCCGCGGAGGCGCCCAACUUCUCAUCGGUGCAGGGCGAGGGCCGGAUGGAUAUUGUCUUUCUCCCCCGCGAUGGUCCGCACAUCAGGGGCCAGCAGUAUCAGUAUCAAAUUGGCGAAUAUCUAUAUUUAAAUUGCACGUCGGGGAAAUCGCAUCCGGCCUCGCAUCUGCAGUGGUUUGUCAAUGAGCAGCCGAUCCUGGACGAGCAUUACCUGUACAAAUACAACGAUAUCGUGCACAAACACGGGCUAAUCACCUCGACGCUGGGCCUGCAGCUGCCGCUGGAGUCGCGCCACUUCCACGACGGCGACAUGCGCGUCAAGUGCCUGGCCAGCAUAUCCCCGGUCCUGUGGAAGGGCGGCAAGGAGAGCGUACUCCAGCGGCGGCCGGGCAUCAUUGACAAUCGGGAGGCCAUGCUCCUGGUGAGAAGUGCAGCUGGUCAUUCGCAGAACAGUCUACUGCGCUCCCUUACCAUCACCAUCAUUGUGGCCCGCGCGUGUCAGUGGCUACUCGGCUCGGAGCUGACCUAAGCGACCAGAGGCACGCCCCUGACUCUGCCACCCAGACUCGUUUCAAUUAACAUGAAUUCAUUUUCAAUUCAAUUCAAUUGCAAUUGCAGAGCAUAAAUGGUGAUUUUGUAUACUUUAAGUGUAAAAUCCUUAGUUUUUAAGAGCAAACCGCAUGAGAUCAGAUCAGAUCAAAACGAACAGGACAGACGACAGGGGCACUGGAUCACAGGAUCACCAAUCAAAAGGCGACAAAUUGGGUAAAUGUGCUAUAGCAUGUAAAAAUCAUUAAGAAAGCAACCAAAUACAUAGUAUUAAAAGGAAGGGUAGUCAGCCAGCACUCAGCCACUACCUUAAAACACUGCUUAAUGCAGGAGCAGGCCGGAACCGAAACUGAAACGGAGGCUAGAAUACAGCAGAGCGGAAUUCAAUUACCAAAAUUGUUGAGCAAGUGAAUUCCCAUCCGGAAUAUCAUGCAUCCACUUCAGACAACUCCAAUCCCGCCCCAUUCCCGCCCCAGCCGUGGGCUCGUUGUGCGUAAUUUCUGUGUAAAUACUUCAAUGGGAGGACUAAAGGCUAAAGUCCAAGGCAAACUCCGAGCUCUUGUCCAAUAAUGUCUCAUUGGCAUCAGCUUCGAAUGGGAGCUGGAACUUUGCCAUAACAGAUGCUAAAACUAGAUAAUUCCUAAAACAAAAACGAGAAACGAAAGCUGCAAGAAUGAAGAGUGCAACGACAUUUUAGUUUUUCGGUCUAUUUAUUCUGUUAUUCUGGCCAUUGAAGGGAAUUUUAGUUUGUAUUUAGUUUUGUAAUUGCUUUUAACAGAACAGAACAGAAGAGAACUGUGAAUAUGCAUGAGUUAGCCUAGCUUUCAAGAAUUGUCAAAAACUAUAUGCACAUUCCCAUUGUAAGACCCUUUGAAGUACAGCUUCCUGAAUAAAUGUGAACACUGUAUAAAAGAAAAACUGGAUAUUAUCAUAUAUUACAUACAUACAUAUAUACAUAAGAACCUCUGUUUAACUAGAACCAUAAGCCAUCUGUUUAAGUUGUAGCUCUAUCGAGGUGAACUAUCGUUUGAAAAUUCCAUUGACUUGUACGUAGUAUUACCAAAAAAA